Molecule: messenger RNA, 781 nt
Organism: Nicotiana tabacum (common tobacco)
Lineage: Eukaryota; Viridiplantae; Streptophyta; Magnoliopsida; Solanales; Solanaceae
Product: germin-like protein 9-3
Molecular function (GO): manganese ion binding
Source: RefSeq, a predicted model, not a curated record
AAAUAUGAAUUUUGUUUGGCUUCUGCAACAGAUGUGUAAAUUCAGCAACAUUUGUUCAUGAAAAUAUAUUCUAUUGAUUCAACUGCGUCAUGGACUUCACUAAGUACUUCUUGUUACUCAUUUCACUUUUUGUCGUUGGCAUUUCAAGAAUUGCAAAUGCAAGUGAUCCUGACAUACUUUCAGACUUCAUUCUCCUAGAAAAUCAAACAUCAGCAUGUGGAGACUUCUUCACUUAUACUGGCAUGCGCGGGAUCGUUCACAAAGCCCCAAAAACCUUUACUGUGACAAAAGCUAGUUUAGCAGAAUUCCCAGCUCUAAAUGGCCAAAGUGUGUCACUUGCCAUAUUACAAUUUCCCCCGGGUGCUGUUAACCCGCCUCACACGCAUCCUCGUGCGUCUGAGCUCUUGUUCCUCGUACAAGGCGUUCUAGAAGUUGGAUUCAUCGACACAAAGAACGUUCUGUAUACACAGAAGCUCAGAGCUGGAGACAUGUUUAUCUUCCCUAAAGGACUAGUUCAUUACCAGUAUAACCGGAACCAUUAUAAACAAGCUGUGGCCAUCUCUGCAUUUGGUAGCGCGACUGCUGGCACUGUUUCAUUGCCAUUGUCUAUUUUUGGCAAUGAUAUUGAUGAUAUUGUACUUUCCAAGUCGUUGAAGACCGAUGUUGGCAUCAUUGAGAAGAUUAAAGCAGGAUUUCCCAAACCCUGAAUUUAGGCCUGGAGUCACUACCUAAAGACAUAGUAUCAAGUGUUGGAUCCAUGAUCUAGUACUUCUAGUAGUUA